AUGGAUCUCAACAACACUUGGACAAUCACUCAACUCCCACCUAACAAGAAGCCUAUCAGCUGCAAAUGGCUAUUCAAAUUGAAAUUGAACUCUGAUGGAACUGUGGCAAAACACAAGCAAGCUUCAAGAAGCUGGUUCAAUAAGUUUAGAACCACAUUGACAUCUCAAAACUACACUCAUUCAAAGUAUGAUUACACCUUGUUCACCAAAGGAACAGGCUCAUCAUUCAUAGCCAUUUUGAUCUAUGUUGAUGACAUUGUCAUUGCCAGCCCUGAUAAGACAACAAUUAAUUCUGCAAAAAUCAUGCUUCAGCACUACUUCAAAUUAAAAGAUUUGGGUGAUCUAAAAUUCUUCCUUGGCCUAGAACUCUCAAGAUCUCAAGUAGGAAUAUUCAUGUGUCAGAGACAUUACACUAUGUCAAUUUUGGAGGAUAUUGGAAUGCUUGCUUGUAAGCCAUCUGCAGUACCUAUGGAGGUUGAUCUCAAAUUGAAUGCAGAAUCAGGAUCACAACUUCUAGAUCCAGGAACUUACAUAAGACUCAUAGGAAGACUUCUAUACCUAACCAUCUUAAGGCCUGAUAUUUGUUACAAUGUUCACAAACUAAGUCAGUUUGUAUCUGAUCCUCGCUCAGGACACAUGAAUGCAGCAAACAUUCUGUUAAGAUACCUCAAGCACACAGCUGGACAAGGGAUCCUUUUUAAGGCCAAGUUAGACACAUCCAUCCAUGCAUAUGUAGAUGCAGAUUGGGGUUCAUGUAUUGAUAGCCGGAAAUCAACAAUUGGAUAUUGUAUUUUCUUAGGAAAUUCAUUGAUUUCUUGGAAGGCAAAGAAAUAG
Molecule: messenger RNA, 834 nt
Organism: Glycine soja
Lineage: Eukaryota; Viridiplantae; Streptophyta; Magnoliopsida; Fabales; Fabaceae
Exons: 2
Coding region: 1-834 (277 amino acids)
Source: RefSeq, a predicted model, not a curated record